Messenger RNA from Apiotrichum porosum, 975 nucleotides. RefSeq lists its product as uncharacterized. The coding region runs from base 1 to 975 and encodes 324 amino acids. Gene Ontology annotation, biological process: carbohydrate metabolic process. The record is from RefSeq and is a predicted model, not a curated record. NCBI's taxonomy places the organism in Eukaryota, Fungi, Basidiomycota, Tremellomycetes, Trichosporonales, Trichosporonaceae. Gene Ontology annotation, molecular function: hydrolase activity, hydrolyzing O-glycosyl compounds. The transcript has a single exon.
AUGUCCGCCCCGCUCGUCACGCACAUCUACACCGCCGACCCCUCGGCGCAUGUCUUUGACGGCCGCGUUUACGUCUACCCGUCGCACGACCGCGAGACGGACAUCCACUUCAACGACAAUGGCGACCAGUACGACAUGGUCGACUACCAUGUGCUGUCGAUGGACAAGAUUGGCGGUGAGGUGACCGACCACGGCGUCGCGCUCGCGGCCAAGGACGUGCCCUGGGUCGACAAGCAGAUGUGGGCCCCCGACGCAGCAAAGGGUGCCGACGGUCGGUACUACCUGUAUUUCCCGGCGCGUGCACACGACGGUGUCUUCCGCAUUGGUGUCGCCGUGAGCGACAAGCCCGAGGGUCCCUUUGCUCCCCAGCCCGAGGCCAUCAAGGGCUCGUUCUCGAUCGACCCGGCAUCCUUUGUCGACGAGGACGGCACGGCCUACCUCUACUUUGGCGGCCUGUGGGGCGGCCAGCUGCAGCGGUACAACGCCGACGGCACCGUGUCGGACCCCAAGGCUCCCGAGGAGCCAACCGGCGCCGGCGUGCGUGCCCUUGGCCCCCGCGUCGCCCGUCUCCGCGGCGACAUGCUCGAGUUUGACGAGACGGUCCGCGAGAUCCUCAUCGUCGACGACGAGGGCAACCCCAUCCUCGCCGACGACCACGAGCGCCGCUUCUUCGAGGCCGCCUGGAUGCACAAGCGUAACGGCAAGUACUACUUUUCCUACUCGACCGGCGACACCCACCUGCUCGCAUACGGCAUCGGCACCAGCCCCUACGGCCCGUUCACGUACCAGGGCACGAUCCUCGAGCCCGUCGUCGGCUGGACGACGCACCACUCGAUCGUCGACGACUUUGAGGGCAAGUCGUACCUCUUCUACCACGACUGCGAGCUCAGCAAGGGCGUCGACCACCUGCGCAGCGUCAAGUGCCGCGAGAUCCAGUACGACGCCGCCGGCAAGAUCAUCAAGCAGACGCCUUGA